UUAAACUUGUAAAUAAACACCAUUAAAUAAUAAAUAUUUUACAUAAAAUACAUACAUACAUAGCAAAAAUAAUAAUUGAAUUAAUUUAUUAACGUAUUAUUUCUUCAUCUACUUAAUGUAGCUUAAUAAGUUUUAAAAUGGUUGAAGAUUCCAGUUUAAAUUCCAAUAAAUCAAAGACUAAAACUACUCGUCCGAAAGCCGUAUACUUGUGGACCGAAGCAGACGUACAAAAGUGGUUACGACGUCACUGCAGCGAUUACUAUAAUUUGUACUGGGAGAGAUUUCAUGAGCAUGAUAUAACAGGCAGAGCCUUGGUCCGCAUAAAUGACAACACAUUACUUAGAAUGGGAAUAACUAACAAAGAACAUAGGGAAGCUAUUUGGAGGGAGAUACUGAAACUACGACUGAAGACUGACAUUGUUGAAAUAAGGGAUUUGGAGAGAAGGCAUUAUUACUUUAACUAUGACUUGUGACAAAAGAAAAUGACUGUUAAAAUUGACAAAUAAACCUUAAGUCAUAAUGUUUCAGUGAUAGAUUAGUUUACUAAUACUUCAAAAGUAACUUGUAUCAAUCCUGAUAUGGUUAAUUAGUGCCUUUAAAAUAAUGCUUUUUAUUAAUUAUUUAGUUAUAAUUAAAGUAAAUAUAUAUACUAUAAGCGAGAUAUAUAAUAAUAUACAA
Vanessa atalanta (red admiral) is the source of this 678-nucleotide messenger RNA. It is a transcript of the gene ave, whose product is annotated as protein aveugle. The coding region runs from base 138 to 473 and encodes 111 amino acids. Gene Ontology annotation, molecular function: protein binding. The transcript is spliced from 3 exons. NCBI's taxonomy places the organism in Eukaryota, Metazoa, Arthropoda, Insecta, Lepidoptera, Nymphalidae. Gene Ontology annotation, cellular component: cytoplasmic side of plasma membrane. Gene Ontology annotation, biological process: cell surface receptor protein tyrosine kinase signaling pathway. The record is from RefSeq and is a predicted model, not a curated record.